AUGGGUGGGGUAGUGGGGUGGUUUGUUUUUUGGGGGUAUUGUAUGUGGGAUGUUGGUGUUUUGGGGUGGGGUAGGUUUUGUUUUGUGAGUUUUGGUGUGGUGUUGUGGUUUGGGUUUAGUGGUUGGUAUUGGUUGUGGUUGGUGUUGGAUGGUGGGUGUGUUGUUGGAGGUUGUUGGUGUAUGGGUGGUUUGGGUGGGGUUUUGGUGGUGUUUUUUUUGGUUGUUGGGUGGUGUGGGUGGGGUGUUGGGUGGGGUGUUGUGGUUGUUGUGUUGUGGUGUUUUUUGGUUUUGGGGGUGGUGGGGGGUUGGGGGGUUGGGGGUGGGUGGUGUGUAUUGUUUUGUGUUUUGUUUUUUGGAUUUGGUUUGGUGUUGGUUGGUUUGUUGUGGUUUGGUUGGGGUGGUUGUAGUGAUAUAUGGGUGGUGAUGAUAGAUAGUAUAGAGAGGAGGUUGUUGUUUGUGGUGUUGGGGGUGUUGGUUUGUUGGGGUGUUGUGGGGUGUGGGGGGGGGUUUUGUGGGGUGUUUGUGUGGUUGUGUGGGGGUGUGUGGUUGGGGUUUGGUUGUGGUUGUGGUGGGGGUUGUUUUUGUAUUUGGUUUUUGGUGUGUUUUUUUGUGUUUUGGGGUGAUUGGGGGGUUGGGUGGGGGGUUGGGUGGUUUGUGUGUGGUGUUGGGUUGUGUUUUGGUUUUUGUGUUGUGGUUUUUUUGUUGUUUUGGUUUUUUGGUUUUGCGUUGUUUGUGGGGGAGUUGUGUUUGGGGUUUGGGUGUGUGGUUGGUGGGUUGGGUUUGUGGGGGGUGUGGUGUUGUUGUGGAGUGGUGUGUGGGUGGUUGUUUGUGGUGGGGUGUUGGUGUUUGGGGGUGUUGGGGUGGUGGGUGGGUGGUGUUUUUUUGGUUUUGGGUGAGAGUGUGUGUGGUGGGGGUGGGGGGUGGUUGUGGGGUUUUGGGGGGGGGGGGGAUUUGGGGUUUUUGUUAUGUGUGGGGUGGUGUUUGUGGUGGAGGGUUGGUUGGGUGGGUGUUUUUUGGGGGUUGUUUUUUUUUGGGGUUGUGGUGGGUUUGUGUUUUGGGGUUGGGUGUGGGUUUGUGUUGGGGUUGGGGUUGUUGAUUGGUGGGUGGUGGUUGUGUGGUUUGGUUUUGGUGGUGUGGGUGGGGUGGUUUGUGGGGGUUGGGGGGUUUUUUGGUAGGGGGGGGUGGUUUGGUGGUUUUUUGUGUGUGGUUGUUGGGUGUUUAUGUGUUUGGUUGGGGGUGGUUGUGUGGUUGGGUGUUUUGGGUUGUGGUGUGUGGGUUUUGGUGUGUUUUUUUGGUGGGGUGGGUGGUUGGUGUUUGGGGGGGGGUGUUGGGUAUGGGUUUUGGGUGGGUUUUGUUGUGUGGGUUUGGGUGGGGGGUUUUUGGGGGUUUUGGGGUUUUUGGUUUUUUUUUGGGUGGGGGGGUGUGUUGUUUGUUGUUUGUUGUGUGGGUUUGGUUGGUGUGGUGUUUGUUGUGGUUUGUUUUGGUUUUUUGUUUGUGGUUGUUUUGUGGUGGGGUUGGUGGGUUGGGGGGUUGUUUGUUGUGGUGGGGGUGUUUUGGGGUGUGGGUUGGGUGGUGGGGGGUUGUUUGUUUGUGUUUUUGGUGGUGGUGAUUUUUUUUUGUUGGGUUUGUGGGGGUGGUGGGGUGGUGUUGUGUGGUGGUGGGUUGGGUUUUGGUGGGGUUGGGGUGUGUUGGUGUGUGGAGUGUGUGAGGGGGGGGUGGUUUUUGUGGGGGGUGGGGGGGUUUUGGUGUGGGGGGUGUUGUUUGGGGGGGGGGUGGGGGUGUUGUUUGGGGGGUUGGGUUUGUGGGGUUUGUGGGUGUGGUUUGUUUGUUGGUUUUGUUUGUUUUUUUGUUUUUGUGUAG
Messenger RNA from Knipowitschia caucasica, 1860 nucleotides. Lineage: Eukaryota; Metazoa; Chordata; Actinopteri; Gobiiformes; Gobiidae. The record is from the annotation of a GenBank genome assembly.